UUUUGACCUGUAUCUUGUGAUGUCACAUCCUGUUUCACAGGAAAUGAAGAAGUGUUUUGAUGAUAAAGACAUCUCAAUGCUGCAGGAAGCUGUCAGCAAGAUGGACCCCAUGGAGGCAAAGGGCCACAUGAAGAGGUGUAUUGACUCAGGACUCUGGGUUCCCAAUACCGACAACGAAGAGGACAAAGAAGAAGACGAGGAAGAGGACAAAGAAGAUGAGGAAGAACCAGAGAAGGAGGGAGAGGCGGAGGAGGAGAAAUGACUCUGUCAUGAAUUGAACCCUUCCGUUAGACUUUUGACCUUCUCAGACCUAGUUACACCCUUUACUAGCGUUAGCUUGCCUUAUUGAAAACAUGCUGUGAAGAUGCUAACUUCCCUAGCGUUAAUUGAGCUAGUAUCGCUAGCAUUAGCCUGACCCAUUGAAAACCUGCACCGGGCCAGUAUUUACAAAGAGUCUCAGAGUAGGACUGCUGAUCUUGGAUCUGAUCUGAACAACAUCACAUGUACAAGGGGACCUGAUCCUAGAUCAGCACUCCUAUUCUGAGAUGAUUUAUGAAUUUGUGCCUGGGGUGAAGUUUCCCCUACGUACAGGUCUAGGAUCAGAUUUCCCUCCCCUAAUCCUGACGUUAACAUUUUGGGGAAAAAUGCUAAACUUCAACCUGCUCCCGUUUCUACCCAUAGUCCCUUUCUCCAUGACCCCAUCUUUAAAUUAACCCCCCCAACUCCACCUCAGUUCUUAUCCCUGUUGUCGCUUCUACCCAUAGUCCCUUUCUCCACGACCCCAUCUUUAUAUUAACCCCCUCCACCUCCACCUCACUUCUUAUCCCUGUCGUUGCUUCUAACCAUAGUCCCAUCUUUAUAUUAGCCUCCCACCUCAUUUCCGGUUUAAUAGCACAUGAUCUGUUUGAUUGUGUUUUAUAGGUGUAGUUCCACCCUCCACUCCCUCCCCUUCUAGUCACCUAGAACCGGCUUUUGAACUGUUACCUAGAACUUAGAACCGCUACCCAACAGAAACUCAUUCAAAACUGCUCAACCUCGGGUUUUAAACCCUCCAACCAAUCUYMCCUCUGAACCAAACUAUCUCUCUCUCUCUCAGGCCUCUCUCUGUCUCUCYGCAUGGGUCAAACCGGUUCAAACCACUUUAAACCAGAUGAAACAGGUUAAAACCAGUGCAWUUCUGAUCGGAGCUCCUCGCUGCAGCUGGGACAGAGCGGGUGUGGUCUGUCAGUUGACUCCACCCCUUUUCGUUAUUACAGUUGUGUGUCUCUUGCUUAGUAAAGUUGGGCUGCAAAAACAA
This is a messenger RNA of Salvelinus sp. IW2-2015, 1297 nucleotides long. NCBI's taxonomy places the organism in Eukaryota, Metazoa, Chordata, Actinopteri, Salmoniformes, Salmonidae. The record is from RefSeq and is a predicted model, not a curated record.